This is a messenger RNA of Porites evermanni, 8749 nucleotides long. The record is from the annotation of a GenBank genome assembly. NCBI's taxonomy places the organism in Eukaryota, Metazoa, Cnidaria, Anthozoa, Scleractinia, Poritidae.
ACUGAAGCUGAUAAACAUGGCGGACGAUGGCUGGAGGAAGGCCAAAAUGCGACAAACCGUGGAUCGGCUAUGAAACAAAGCAUAUUUAUACGACGAUGGAUUAUCCUAGUUUUGCUUUUAAUGACUUCUAUUACCUUUCUGUUUCUACAGCUAUUAUCUUUAAAAGCAAUUGAUAACACGGUGAGUGCAAUAGCUCUUUUUAGUCUUGGCGCCUUACGUACUACUUCAGCGGUAUUAACGUUUAGUUACUGAUACUCAGUAUUUAUUGAUCUGCAAUAUGAAUACCUCCCAUAGGUGGUAUCUAGGUUCAGAGUUUUAGAAAGUCUGCGAGGCUUACUUCCAUUCCAACACCAAAGGAAUCUUGUGCUGGUAUGUUUUGAACACAGGGAGCCCACACAAUCUGUGUGUGUAGCCGAUUGUUUCGUAAAAUCCCACUAGAGGUCUAUUAUCAAUGCUGCGUUCUGAUUGGUUGAGCUACUACUAGGCUAUAUGUUAUAGUCCACUAGUAGAGAAAAGCGCAGGCUAAAAAGGAUUAAAGUCUAGCUUUAACUAGGUAAAAUUUUUUUAUUCUCGAUAUUUUUGACCAACUAGUUGGAUUUUACUAAAACAAUUUUUCCUCUCGCCCUCAUGGCCUCUGAGUCGCCCAUUUGGCCUUCGGCCUCAUGGGCUAUUGACUCAGAGCCCAUUUGGGCUCGAGGAAUAAUUGAUAAAUAGUAAAUGUAAUGGAUUUACCAUUUGCUUUACCUAUAGCGAUACAUCGCUAAGUAUGUAUAUAACUCAAUGUUAAAUAAACGUUGAAUUACCUUACCUGCGAUGUGUUGUUGUCCUUUUGCCUCAAAAGGGGUUUUUGAGUGAUUUUGAAGGAUUUUGAGUUCGCUGUUUACUGUUUCUUAUAUAAGCUUGUUUUGAAAGGGCUCCAGCGCCAAAGUGAUUUUCCCCCAGAAAACCGCAUUGUUCCACUUUUAAACUUCGCAGCAAAAAGGUCAAAAGGUUCACGCUUCUCCUAAUACUUCCAAUCGAAAAUCCAUCCAACAGCCCUGGAGCUAGCUCUUGAAGAAAAUUAAAAUGCCACAGGUUUUGGAUGGUCAAAAUACAUAGCAAGAUUCAUAUGUGCCAGUGAGAAAUCGUCCCGCUGAUUGCCUCUUUUUGAUUGGAUGUCAUUAAACAAUAAUUUUGUACCAAGUCUACUUUAAAUCAGUUACUGUUUAACCAUUUCAUUUACAUACAUACUUAGUGAUCUUUCACUAUAGGUGAAACAAACGGUAAAUCUGGUACAUUUACUAUAAAAUAACAAUCGGCUACACAUACAGAUGUGUGUGUACACCCUGUGGUUUUGAAUUGAUUCAGUAUGUAAUUCUGUAGAGUUUUAAAAAGUAAAUUAAUUUGUAAUAGUUUAAGUAGAGUUCAGCUGCAUUUUGCCUUGCUUUCGACUAUUAAUGCAUCAAGAAUCCCUUUCCUGUAUAAGGAAAGUAACUGUAGAAAAUAGAUUAAAAGCUGUACCUGGAAAAUCACAAGUCAAGACAAACAAAUGACCUUUGUAUUAACCAAGGGAUGAUACAGUUUGUACGUGGGAGUACCUCCCCCACCCCCCCAACCCUUUAAAUCGGGUUGAGUAUGAAAUCUCUCAUCAUUCUCUAAACUUGUGAUGGGUAAAAUAUUUUUUAGGCAGGUCACCCCAUUUAUUGUGUAAGGCUUCCAAAAAUUCCUUACUGAGCCUUCAUACAUCAAAUCUUAUUCUAUAAUGCAUCACAAAUGAUGUGUAAUGAUUUUUUUUUUCCUCAUUUGCCAUAGUUAUUCUUGUUUUACAGAAACAUUUGAAGACUUUUGCAGAAGUGACCAAGCAGCAUGGGAUUCCAACAUUUCUGUUUUAUCCUUUACCUGUAUCUUUUCCAAUCAAGAACUCAAGUAAAUUUCAAAAUCUAGAAAAUGACCGAUGUGAGCUGCUUUGUGACUGUCAGUACUUUGUUUUUGGUGUAAUACAUUCAGCAUGGCAGAAAGGAGAAAAAUUUCCAGUAUCUUCAUUAAUAGUAAGUAUGGUUGUUGAUGAUGAUGAUGACAAUAAUGAUGAUGAUGAUGAUGAUGAUGAUGAUGAUGAUGAUGAUAAUGAUGAUGAUGAUGGUGAUAAUAAAAAACCUAAAUUAGAUGGAAUUGAUAGCUACUAUCAUCUGAUAAGGUUGUUUGUGGGUGCAACUAAAUGUAUGACUGUCUUGAUUCUAUUUUAAAACGCGGUGGCAGCUCUAGCUAAGGGAGGGGCUAGGGAUAACAGGUCCCCCUAUCAUAAUUAUUAAUUGGACCAAAAACCAGGUUCCAGAGAGCCAAGAUACUGACACAACAAUUAUUUACAGGACCUUCCUACCCACCCCCCCUUUCCUCACCCAGCCAUCCCCUUUGUUUCUGUCAACAUCUGGGCCCACCACUGCAGUGCACAAUAUUUCAAGAUUAUUCAGAGAUUUAUUUAUUUGAGUGUUGACGCUUCUUGGUGAAAUUCACUUAUGUCACCAACAACCUCUUUUCCUGCUUUAAUUUCCUCUUUCCGGUCCCAUUCGAUUUAUAUUAUCAUCACCUCCAACAAAUAAGUAAACAUGCAAACCUAGGCAACACUUUUCUUGUCCUUUUCACAAAUGCCUUCCUCUUUUUUCAUGUUCCACUGGAAAAAAAUAACUUGACACUAUUAAAAUCUUCCAGAAAGUACCAAUAAUCUGACAGCAGCAAGAAUACCAUAUGAUAAUAAUUGCGUUUUUUUUAUCAUUUUAGUCCCAGUUAAUUUCUCACCUUAGCAAACAAGGUUUCAGGACUGUCUGCCAUAAUGUUGAAGAGCCAUGGUUUGACUCAACUAAAGACUUCAUGAAUAUAAAUAUCAUCAUUUCGUCAUGCAUGAUAUCACAAGGUGGCAUUACUGUGGAGCUGCUGGUAUUUUAUGACAGGGAUUCAUAUUUGUGGCAUGGACCACUUCAGGGUAAUAAUGCACUGAGGAUUGCUGAUAAAGAUUCCGGAGCAUUCAACAGGUCAGCUUAUUGAUAUAAGAAUCGGCAUACUGCUGAAACAAGUUUGUUUGGUGGCGCAGUGGGGAGAGAACUUUUCUCCCAGCAAUGUGGCCUGGGUUCAAAUCGUGGCGUCAACGCCAUAAUGGGUUGAGUUUGCUGUUGGUUCCCUUCCUUGCUCUGGGAGGUUUUUCCCCGAACACUGCGGUUUUCCGCUCUGCUAAAAAACCAACACUUCCAAUUCGAUCUGGAACGCACAGACACAAAUCAGCAAGAUCUUAAGAACUUCUAAGUGCUCCGUGGGUAAACAAAUUACAAUUUACAAUUUUUUUAGGGGCUGUCUCAUGACUGGCUAGUUUGUUUGUUUUUUUGUUGUUGUUAACAAUGCCACAAAUAUGCACUAUGAAACUUGAGAUCUGAAAUAACUUGUGAAUGACAAAAUCACAGGUUUGUGUCAAAUAACUAUUUCUCCCAAGCAUGUCCCUUUAAAAUCCCUUUUUUAUAACAAUAACAGCAGUAAUAAUCGCAUUAAAAAUGUGAAAAACAAAGAUUAGUAAAUGCUGAAGUGGUUUUGCGGACGGUGCUUAUCAAAAAAACCUCUGUUCCUCAAUGCGCGCUUAUACAAGGGCAGCGCUCUUUUGAGUGAGUGCCUUAAUGCCAAAAAAUUCCCACAACUGUAUUUGGCAAGUUAGCCAGUAAACAGGGGACGUAUUUCCAGUCGCCAAGACUGAAAAAAUGUCUGCUGUCACAGUAGGGGCCAUUGCGAAGUUGCGAAAAGGUCAUGAUUUAAUUCUCCUAUUUGAUAUUCGCCAAGUGUAACUUCAUGAUGUAACACUACCCCAUCACCAUUUACCACCAAAUGAUGAUGAUAAUCUUUAUGGCUUUAUUCCCACUGUGGUUCAUUUCUUCAUCAAAGUUUCAUCGUUGGCUGUUCACGUUUUUCUGUUACAGGUUCUCAAUUAAGGAAGCGAUUGUCGAUGGAAUUCGCCUGAAUCUCCCUUCGGAUCCCGACAAAUUAGCUUCACAGCAAAAGCAGUCACGUUUCAAAGGAUGUAACCUCACAAAUGCUCGACAUUAUUACAGUAAAUAUGGCAGAGACGUAUCGCCAGACGCUGUGCUAUUUAAAAGUAAAGCUGUAGAAGUGCUAUCUAUAGCCAUUAAGGCACUGAAUCGACUUGGUGUAAGAUAUUGGCUUAGUAGCGGAACUUGUUUAGGUAAGAAACGUUUGGAUUGAAGGUGAUUUAUUGUUAUUGUUGUUACUUCGUUUUUCCAUCGCGAUAAUUAGUUCUUCUAUUUCAGUUUGGAAAUAUUACCUGUUAUGUUUUGAUUGAAAUCAACUAGGUCACCAACCCCCCAAACCCCCCUGCCCACCUUAAAAUCAUUCCAAAAGUCGCGUUUGUUUCAAGUAACCAUCAUAAGGGGAAGACGGCAGACAUAAUUUGUCGACCUUUGCUGAUUUGGUUAAGGAUUGAAGAUCGUUUAUUGAAACAACAACAGCAAACCAUUUUAUUUGCUAACUUAAAAAAAGUUUACAAGAAGUAAGUAAAUUGAAGUAGAUCAGGCAAAAAAAAUACCCUGAAUAGCAAAAACUAAACUGGCUUAGUAGUCAUUGAAACGAAGUCUAAUCACGACAGUCAUUAGACCUGCAGCUCUGUUUCAAACAUACAUGCAUACAUACAUAUACUUCAUUUAACCUCGAAUUUAGAAUGGCUACAGUAGAAGAUAAAAUGCUUUUUUUAGUCUACGCCAUACGCUUUUAAAACUGUUCAGUUUUUAGAUAUCAAGGUUGGUCUAAUUGAAAAUGUUCACAACGCGGNUGAUGAUGAUAAUCUUUAUGGCUUUAUUCCCACUGUGGUUCAUUUCUUCAUCAAAGUUUCAUCGUUGGCUGUUCACGUUUUUCUGUUACAGGUUCUCAAUUAAGGAAGCGAUUGUCGAUGGAAUUCGCCUGAAUCUCCCUUCGGAUCCCGACAAAUUAGCUUCACAGCAAAAGCAGUCACGUUUCAAAGGAUGUAACCUCACAAAUGCUCGACAUUAUUACAGUAAAUAUGGCAGAGACGUAUCGCCAGACGCUGUGCUAUUUAAAAGUAAAGCUGUAGAAGUGCUAUCUAUAGCCAUUAAGGCACUGAAUCGACUUGGUGUAAGAUAUUGGCUUAGUAGCGGAACUUGUUUAGGUAAGAAACGUUUGGAUUGAAGGUGAUUUAUUGUUAUUGUUGUUACUUCGUUUUUCCAUCGCGAUAAUUAGUUCUUCUAUUUCAGUUUGGAAAUAUUACCUGUUAUGUUUUGAUUGAAAUCAACUAGGUCACCAACCCCCCAAACCCCCCUGCCCACCUUAAAAUCAUUCCAAAAGUCGCGUUUGUUUCAAGUAACCAUCAUAAGGGGAAGACGGCAGACAUAAUUUGUCGACCUUUGCUGAUUUGGUUAAGGAUUGAAGAUCGUUUAUUGAAACAACAACAGCAAACCAUUUUAUUUGCUAACUUAAAAAAAGUUUACAAGAAGUAAGUAAAUUGAAGUAGAUCAGGCAAAAAAAAUACCCUGAAUAGCAAAAACUAAACUGGCUUAGUAGUCAUUGAAACGAAGUCUAAUCACGACAGUCAUUAGACCUGCAGCUCUGUUUCAAACAUACAUGCAUACAUACAUAUACUUCAUUUAACCUCGAAUUUAGAAUGGCUACAGUAGAAGAUAAAAUGCUUUUUUUAGUCUACGCCAUACGCUUUUAAAACUGUUCAGUUUUUAGAUAUCAAGGUUGGUCUAAUUGAAAAUGUUCACAACGCGGUUUCGCUAAACAUUUUUAAAAAACUCUAAUUUCCUUCGCACUUUCUUUCAGGUUGGUUCAGGCAAUGUGAUAUUAUUCCUCACAGUAAAGACGUGGACAUUGGUAUAUGGAUCAAGGACUACAACUCACUGCUUAUUUCCGAGUUUAAAAAAAGUGGGCUGCUUUUAAAACACAAAUUUGGUCGCGUAAGUUGGGAGGCCGUGCCUGAGUCUUUCUUUUCAUUUACCACUGUCAAGGGAUAAAAGCUUCGUUUAUUGAAGCUAGAAACUGACCAUUUUUUUUUCAACGAUUGUAUAGCCUGAAAAACAACCAAAGGCCACUGGUUUCCCCGCGAAAUGACGUCAGAGAAACGACUGCAGAAAUUCCAUACUGAUGACGUGUCACUACCCAAAUCUGGCUUGAGCUUCUGAUUGGUUGAAACAAAAGCGGCACGAUAGCCGGUCUACCCGGCGGAAUUGUUUUUUACCAUUGCCUUGCCGCGCGCGAGAAGCGAGCGCCGAAGCGUCCCCUCCCCAUUCUCUGAGCACGGCUUCGCAGUUCCUCUGCCAAAACUUUUUUCGCGCUAAAUAACGAUCUUGUUGAUCCCGUUGGUUACGCAGGCUAGCGGCACGACCAAUCAGAAGGCUACCGCUUGCUUAACCCUUGGGAAACAAUUGUGCGUUGGGCAAUAGUAAAAAGGGAGACUGAAUUUUUUAACUAAAACGAAGGAACAUGUUUUGCCAUUACGUUUUUGUUUUUUGUUUGUUUGUUUUUUUUCUGAAUACAAACUGUUUCCUUUUUACCUAGAUUGAAGAUAGCUUUGAGCUGUCGUUUAGAACUGUCGAGGAUUACGUCAAGCUGGACAUUUUCUUUUUCUACGAGGAGAAGGAUUAUAUGUGGAAUGGUGGAACACAAGCAAGAACAGGAAAGAAGUUCAAGUAAGAUUAAAGUAAUAACAUAGUUUGUCGUUAGAGAGAUUUAGAAUUACGUUUACGGCAAACGGCUAACGUCAGAUUCAAGUUGACAGUUUCUCAGAUUAGAAAAUGAACGGCUAUAAUCUGUCCAAAAUAAUUCUUAUGGAUGCGACUAACAUGAAGCUACGUGCACUUAUUUUUGUGUAGAUAUCACGAAGACAAAACGGUUCGGGGAAACUUUUUGAACACGUGGCGUAAACGUGCCGUAAACGUGAUUCUAAAGCUAUGUGCAUACAGUACCGGAUGGCUUUUCGUGACGCCCCUAAAAGCUCUCCGAUAUAGAUCGUUUUCACUGUCUCGCAACGAAAAAGUAAAUUGGGAACCGUCCAGUGGAAGAAGCCAAGAAAACGAAAUGUUAUAAAAGACUAAUAUAUAAACAAUUUGUCCAGGUUUCAGGUCUUUGUGGCCUACACUUUCUGAGUUAUUUGCCGAAACGUUUCACGCAACUUUGUAGAGCUUUGUAUGGAGACGCCAUAUUGGUGGACCGUUUUGGUCCACCAAUAUGGCCGCCGGAAAUCAACAAAAACAUUUGGAGUUCACUUUUUCUAUAAAAGCUCUUUCUUUACACUCGAGAACUAGCAUACGUGCGCAUAAACAUGUCUUUUAAUACUUAAAAUGGUUAUACUUCUGAAAAUCAAGAGGAGAAGCUUUUUUUCAACGAGACAGCAUUCCGUUUUUGAUGUCACGCACUGUGAAAACUCGGAAGUUCAAAUUGCUGUAUUUUCGAAAUAAAACAUGCUACGGGAAUGGAAACUUUUACAAAGAUUUACUUUUUGUUUAUCUUCAACCUAGUGUAAAUAAGAACUGGUAAAACCUCGCUAUUUUGACUUUACAAUUUGAUGACGUCACUGUGAAAACCAUCUAUAGUAUGAACACCGAUCCGAUAUGUGACGUCACUCCACUUUAAAGAUCCCAGCGGCGCAGCUUUGCUCCGUCACAGAAUUCGCGCCAAAAUCACCAUUUUUGUGUAUGGACAGAAGCCCUAUCCGGUAUGGUUUUCGCGGCGGCGUAAAAGCUAUCCGUUAUGCUGUAAACAUGGCCUAAAUCGUUCUAUUGUUUGUCAUUCAGCUGAAGGGUUAACCCGGCUCGACGCGAGUGGUUCGUUCAUGAUCACGUGAUAGAUCUUGGCAACAGCGCCAAAAGAAUUUAAGUACCAGUUAGAAAUAUUGUGAUUGAUUAACUCUAUGUAGUUAUAUAGUCAAUGUCAAUUGUAAGUUACAUUCGUCAAGUCCCUUUUUUGUUUGUUUUUUCAAUUUUUUUUUCAAUUCCUUAGUACGCAAUAAUGUACCUCUUUGUAACUUUCACAGUGUGAUUAAAAUAAAACAAUUAUUAAAAAAAAAAAACAGCGCCAAAAGUGUAUAAGUGGCGCGCAGCAUUGCAAAAACUGCUAUGUCAAAUGUUAACGUUAUAAUUUCACCCACCAGUUCUGUUUGCGUGAACAGAACUUUGAUUUUAUCAACGGUGAUUUGGCAUAUUAACUUUUAGGAGCAAGCCAUUUCUUAGUCACAACUCGUUUUCUAUUUGGCUGCUCUCAAGAGACAACUCUGAUCAUUUCUUUCAUUCCGUGAUCGCCAAAACGUAGCGCAACAAUACUGGAUUCGUAUGCAAAGCACUUCCAACAUUGUUGGACCCACGCACUCGCAUUACACAUGGUCUCCUUGGAAUUUGUUUUAUCCUUCCAACCAUGCACUUCAUGUACCAACAAUGUUGGAAGUUGUUGCGUCCAUUUUGCACGUAGCUUACGAUUAAGGCUGUUAACAUUCAUAAACAAGUAUUUUGUUUUUUUGUUUUUUUUGUUUACUUGUGUUUUUGUUAUUUUCUCCGUAAGGUACAUUUUUCCAAUAUUCACCCUUUGCUGGACUGAGCUUUUUGGCUUGAAAACCCGUGUACCGUGCGAAACUGAGGCUUAUGUCCUUGCGAACUACGGAAAAGAUUGGCAUAUGCCAAUCAAGGAAUGGAACUGGAAAGAAAGCCCGCCUAAUGUGCGAGAAAACGGCCAAUGGGACGAAAAGGACUGGGGCGAAGUUAUACAGCUUUACUGA